CUCUCCAUGCGGUUCACUUGGCAGAGGCGCAGCAGCGCGCCGCGCUCCUCCCCUCUCCUGGUGUGCACCGAUCCUUGAUUAACGCAUCUGCGGUACUUAGAGGCGGAGAAAUAAAACCGAAAAAGUACUUAAACUGCUAUUUUUUUCUUUUUCGUUUCAGGGAAGCAAUGCCUUACCUCAUUCUGCAGGCCAAGUGAGACGGACUAUGGAUGCAGAGUCCGGGUAUUUCACCACUUCAGAGACUCAGACAAAAAUUGACACCAAGUCAGAGAUGAACUUUUAAUAGGCUAAGUCUAGACAACGCUAAAUCAGAAACAUGGAUCUGUAUGCGCAAAAUGAGACCUCUACUUCCCCGGAGUGCGUCGGAGCGCAGACUGACGUGCAGCACAGCGGAGCCGGUAACGGGAGUUUGGAGCAAAACAUCACCUGCAACGCCGUCACACUCGUACCCCGGCGCACGAGGCAGAGCGAUGAGGACCACACGCUGCAGAUCCUGCUCUACUCGCUCAUCUUCUUCCUGAGCGUAUUCGGCAACCUGCUGAUCAUUGUGGUGCUGACUGUCAACAAGCGCAUGCGCACCGUGACCAACACCUUCCUGCUGUCGCUCGCCAUCAGUGACCUGAUGAUGGCCGUCUUCUGCAUGCCUUUCAACCUCAUCCCCAACAUCCUCAAGGACUUCAUCUUUGGAGCAGCUAUGUGCAAGAUAGUGUCCUACCUCAUGGGCAUAUCAGUGAGCAUUUCCACGUUUAGCUUGGUUGCCAUAGCGAUUGAGCGCUACAGCGCCAUCUGUAAUCCCUUGAAGUCACGGGUAUGGCAAACACGUUCCCAUGCCUAUCGGGUGAUUGCAGCUACGUGGGUGCUGGCCUUCAUCAUCAUGAUCCCAUAUCCAAUCAUCAGUCACCUGGAGUCUUUUCAGCGCCGUGACAACACCACAGGGCACCAGUGUCGACACAAGUGGCCCCUUGCAAUGGCAGAGCAGACCUGGUACAUUCUGCUUCUGCUUGUUCUCUUCGCAAUCCCAGGAGUGGUGAUGAUUGUGGCUUAUGGGCUGAUCUCCAGGGAACUUUAUAGAGGCAUCCAGUUUGAGAUGGGCCACAAAAAAGACUCAGCUGAUGUGAAGAACGGCCUGACCUCCAAUGUGUCUACUGGCAGUGAUGAUGGAGAUGGUUGCUACGUUAAUGUCGUCCAGAGGCCGCACUCGAUGGAGAUGUCCACCAUGGCUGCAUCAGGCAGGUCUAUCAAGGCCGAGCGGCCACGCAGCAACACAUCUGAGGCCAAACUGGAGGCCAAGAAGCGAGUCAUUCGCAUGCUGGUGGUCAUUGUUGUCCUGUUCUUCCUCUGCUGGAUGCCGGUGUACUGUGCCAACACCUGGCGGGCUUUUGACGACAGGUCCGCCAAAAAUGCCCUGUCAGGGGCCCCCAUCGCUUUCAUCCAUUUGUUGUGCUACACCUCUGCCUGCGUCAACCCGAUUAUUUACUGCUUCAUGAACACACGUUUCCGCAAAGCUCUGCUCACCACGUUCUCAUGCUGUGCUGCGCCUUGCCAUCGCCGUCGUCGUGGCGGGCUACGGGACAACGAGGAGGAUGUUAUGGCAACGGGAGCGUCCAUGUCCAAGUUCAGUUACACUACAGUCAGCACCAUGGGAACCUGCUGAGCCAGAUGGAUGCAGGCACCAGGAAAGACAGUUACUACGGCAACACAGCACCCCACAUCCUAGUCUUUAGGCCAACUCUGCACUCAUAGUGACUGUGACGUGGAGUGGAAAAACAGGCCAUAUAAUGUAGCAGUAUAAAAGCUUCAUGUAUGACUGUGACUAAACUUAUGUAGGUAUUAUUUAAUGAAACCAAGUCUUACAGUGUAAAUACUAGCAUUGCUAUACUGAAAAAAGCACAAAAAACAUAGUAGACAGUUAUCUGUUGUCACAGUGGACCAAUGCCUUUAUGGCAGGGCGUGCGCGUGUAUUACUAGUGCAGAGGAUGUGAGUAGUGGUGAGCUGUAUGAUAUGUGAGGGAGGCAAUCUUGAUAACUUAGUAGUCAUUAUGUAGCUGUAAAAAUAGUGUUUUAUAUUUUGCUCUCAGUUGUAAUGUUUAUCGGUGUUAAUGAUGAUAACGCAAUUGCCUUGUGGACUAAGUGCCUGCUACUAAAUAUUGUGUACUAUGUUUGUCUGCUGUUGAUUUUACGUCAUUCAGUAUGAGGGCAACAUAAUCGCAGGCAAGUUGUAACCUGAAGGGGUUGGAAGUAACGUUUAAAGACUCAAAAGAUCUUCUAAACGAACUCAACAUCUUCUUUAGAACUUAGGAAUUUCCUCCAGAUGGGAAUUGAUAAGAUUAAUAAAUUGUCUGUUCUACUUGGCUACAUGGUUUACAGAAGAAAAAAAAAAACUUCAGAGGCAUAAACUGUUUACAGUACAUGGGCGGUGUUGAUGCCUUGUGUUGUGGUUGUCAACUGUAAUGCUAGUCACCUUUGUGUUGUUUAGUUUUUAGAGAUGGAUUUUUCUUUGUAUGCGCCAGUGUUUAUUUGUACGUUGUUCUUGCAGCUGAACACAGUAGCAAAUAUGACAAGGGAGACUUGACACUUUGAACUGACUUGGUACUUUCUUUCUCAUUUGAGGGUCUCCUCAUUUGAGGGCAGUAAAUUGGCACAAUUGGAAACAAAUCUGAGCUAUUUUAAGAGACCAUACAAACGAUCGUAUUUUGGAAUAUCAAUUUAAUACUUUGAUAAAUUUCAUGGUACAGUAUCAGAAGAUUGUAGCUUAGAGCUGUAUGGUGCAUAGACAACCCGCCACAGCUCCCCUCUUUGUCUCUGUGUCACAUCUGUGGACCCUUUCUUUUUCCUUUUCCUUUUUUAUUUGCAGCUUAUGAAAAGUGUGACUUACUACUCUAAAACUAGAGGCCUUAAGGGAAAAAGCUUAUUUGUGACACUACGUUCAAGUUCAGUGAUUAACCUUAUUUGUGUAUGGUUGGAUGAGUAACUCUUAAUCUGGUGCAUUUCAGUGACUUGUCUUUGUGUUAAGUGUGUAGUGCUUGGUGAAGACAAAAACUUAAUUAUAAUUAUAAUAUACCAAGCAAGUCUUUUGACUCACAAUGACAUAAUUUAAAACAAAAAUUUAAAAGAAGGAGUCAUGCGCAUAUGUUAAUUCUGUUGUACAGUAGUUUACACAGACAGUAAAUGUUGCUAAUAUAUUAUAUUUGUUACUAUAUAUACUAUAUAUAUAUAUAUAUGUACUGUCUGACAACAUCGAAGAGUGAUUUUCAUGAACAAUAAGUUCAGUGCAGCCUUACGGUAUGUUUUAAAAGAGGUUACAAGAGGAUCAAGUACCUACAGCAUUUACGAAUAAGCUCAGUGACUUGCUGUCCCCGUGUAGCUCACCUGCAGGCUACAGAAUGGCAGCCAGGUUUCGGAGGUCGCUGUUUGUCAGGCCUGACUCUGGCUCCCCCGCUCACCUCACAGUAAUUGUGUUACGACCUCAAACCUGCCUGGCUGAGAGGAUAUUUCACUGAGUGCACCAAAGCACAACGCUGUCAGUCUCACAAAAAUAGAUGAAUGACCCGCACUUGUGAGCAUGUUUUGGAUGAUUCUACAUCAGCCCGCAGCUUUUGCAGUUUAUUGUGUACACUAUUCCCUUUGUGUAUAAAAUAUAAAUCAUACUGAUACCUUACUGCUUGAGGCGAUACAACAACAAGGCAGAGAAUUUCAUUGGCUGAAACCUCAGUCUGUGUUUUAGAAAAUCUGACAAUCUUGGUGCCAUGGCUAGACUAGGACAAUAAAAUCUUACACUUACGUGCUAAUGAAUUAGUUUCUGCUACCGCUGCUACAGUCACAGAACUUUACCUCCACACAUGUCGACUGUAGAGAGGAGGACAAAGCCCCAUCAUCUUUAAAACACAAGAUACAGGCUUUGUAUGAAUGGCUUUGUCCUUAAAUAUGCACAUACAGUAAAACCAAAGUGAGAUCAUGGUAGAUAGAGUGUGCUUUUCAAAUCAAAAUGCCUGUCUGAUCUCUCAGUCCCAGUGUUAAAUUGUGGGAAAGCAGAUGUUUUCUUCCUGCAGUAAAUAGAGAGAAGGUGUUUCAGUCUACAAGUAGCGUUUCCCAGAAAGAGGAAUACUAUCCGUCUGUGUUGAUGUUUAUGAGUGACACUUAGAAAGUGUUUCUUUUCCGGAAAGCUGUGAGAGCUGAUUUCCCUGUGGUGUCACAGAGGCCAUUAGAUGUUAUGACUUGCCCCCCACCCAACCUCAUCCAGUCGCUACAAAUACACACACACACACACAUACACACAGACGCACAUACGCACAGUACUCCUGCUUAAACUGGUUAUUUGGCACUUGCUCACAACCAAUUACAGACAGAUACCAAUAAUAUGUUCUUUUCCUUCUUCACAAAAUGAAUACUGGCCAUGAAAAUGAAAAUACCUGUGAUGAUAAAUUCUCAGUAGAUAAUGGUUUGAUCUCCAAUUAACAUAUUCCACUUAUGUAGUAUAAGUAAAUGUCAGUGCGAAUAGAGUUUUCUAAAGGUUACAGUAAAUGUCACCUUCAGUCCUCUGUUUAAAAAUGGUACGUUGGUGUUCAUAUUUACAAGCUUCAUAGUAUAUGUAACAUGUAUUCUUCGGGAAUAGAAAUGAUGUUGGCAGAAAUGGCUUUUUCAAAAUAACACUUACAGUAUAGUCAUGUAUCAGGAAAUGUUAUUAAUAUGUUCAGAUGUCAGUUAAAGAGGCAUAGUAAAAAGAGAAAAUUUAUUUGAGCAAUUCACAGCUUGUGUUGCCCAGGGCUCUGUGAGUUUAAAGCUGCACUCAUCAAUAUUUUUGACAUUAUCAAUGGAGCAAAUUACGACUUGCAAUGUGAAAGGGGUCAGUGGUAGUGACGAACUUAUCACCCGUCUUUCCAGUUCAACUCGGCUCCACAGUGUUUUUGACUAUUUUGGCUCACGGUUUUGGUUUUCUGGUCCACAGUUCUGUUCUCAUCAUCAUGCGGCAUCAGGCUACUGUUUUCAACAAAUAAUAAAUCCCUCAAGAGUUGGUGGACACCAAAACAGAGCCAAAGCCAGGUGAAUAUUGGACUUACGUGAAUCAAGACACAGGAAAUAGAACUCAAAAUAACUGCUAAUUUUGCUCCUGCUGGAUAUGUAAAUAGGCAACUGUUUGCUAACAUGUUUGCCAUAAUGCCUCUUUAAGGGGAUAAUAUAUAAAUGUUGUGUUUUAAGCCUUUAACACUGCUCCAGAGAGCUUAAAAAAAAUCAGUUACUGCAGCUUUUAAUGUUGGGGUUGCACUCCUUGCCAGCUCCCACCAACAAGUUAAGUUUCAAGUAAAUUUGAACGCUUUAAGCAUGACAAGAAACAUUCAUUUACCUCCAGUGUAUUGCAAACUCAGAAGUAGACAUACUAGAGACAUCUGUGAUAUCUCAAAAUCUUGAUAAAUAAAACAUAAACUAUUUGCAUGGAUGGAUAAUGUAAUGUUUUUAUUUUUUUUGCAGUUGGUUCUUUCAAAUUAUAAACAUGGUCCAUACAUACUGAGCAUGUCAAUCAUGCAGAAGAUGUAGUGAGAUAAAGGAGACACGUUAGGUACAAAUCUUUUAACAUAUAUGUCAGUUUUUAUAAUUAAUGCUAUACAGUGUGAAUACAUAAAAACUGAAAGAGAGGUAAAAGUGUCUCCACCACAGACCGUGCAUGCUAUUGACUGAACACUGAAGGGACUCUUCUCACAUUCACACAAGUAAUCAAUCAUGUCAGUCAAGACAAUGAGGUGAUCUUUACAAAAUGACAAGCAUUCGUUCCUUUGAUAAUUAUACCCCUGCUGCUAAACUACCCUCUCCUCUCCACAAAGACUACACAAAGCUAUUACUUGUUGUGCGGUUUAAUUUCUCUGCUUGCACCCUCACCUCCCCCUGUUCUAGCUUCUUGACAAUGGCAUCUCUUACCUUUAACAUUAUGUGUGCCCAUAUCUCAGUGAAAUGUCUGUAGGGCUGUUACCACUGCUCAGAUUGCAGGGCACCCUCAUGAGCAGAGCCCAUUACUCCAAAUAAAAGUGUAACCAUUUGUCACAAUACACAAGUGUCACUGACAAAUGGUGCAGCUCUGCUCAGGGGGAGUGCUGCUGGUGAAUGAUAGGGACACCAUCCACAGGUGUUGCAGAGAAAGACUCUAGGAAAUAGGGGUUGACGGUUUGAGUGGGGUCAUAAUUGUUUAAAGUGAGCAAAGCUGAUGUGUGCGAAGCAAAUUUGCCCAACUGGGCAGCACUGCCAGGUGCAUUCAUGACAAAUCCACUCAGCAGCAGUAAGAUAAAUAAAAAAGGAGUUUGGUUAUCCGAAUGGAAAAUCCUGCUUGUCCUGGCAAUGUGAGAUAGUACAGAUUCCCUACUGAGUUGUAACUGUUUAACUGUAACUGCAUUGAAAUUGAUUAGUGUUACUUUUGGCUUGCCAUUAUAUCAGCAGUAGUAGUUUUAAAGUAAGAUAUUUAUUACUGAUGCAUUAAGGAAGAAUAAUUGUGCUCCUUUUGCAUGGCUGAAUAUGCUGUUGGUCACUGUGAGUGUGAGUGCAUUUCCUUGUGUUAAUAGAAGAAGUAAUUCAGAUGGCAUUAAGUGUCGUUCCAUAUUUACUGUUGCAAAAUUUGUUGUAUAGGAGACAGGGUUGUGUGAGCAAAAUAUAAAUUAAAAUUUGAAAGCACUAAAACUAGAUUUUGAUACAGAGCAUCUGUAGAAGAGGGACAAAACAUUAACUAAUUAGAGACCAUCUUGCGAUGGACUCACACCAACUAUAACACCCGUCAACAUGUUGAUGUUCCGUCCCAUCAGCAGACCUACUCUGUAGUUCUUACUACAUUAUUACUACAUUAUUACAUGCUUAUGGGUCGAACCACACCCAUCUUCAAACUUGGCCUACAUUUUGAUUUCACUUACACACCUGUGAAGUUUUGUGACUGUAUCUUGCAUGGUUGUGACACAAUCGCGGUGACAAAAUCUUGUCCACAUACAUAUAAACACUUACCAAAGUACUGAAAACUGCCUCUGUGGUAGUAGUUGUACCGCAGUAGCUGUGGUAGCUGUUGUCUCCAGGACCACUUCUUGCCAUGACACACACACACACAUCCGCAAGGUGAAAACAAUACCAGCCCUUUUGUCAUGGCUGGUAAUAAUGCAGGACCUGUCUUUGUUGAUUGCACUUUUGUAAUGUAAAUUCACAACAAACUUCAGCAAAUUUGCAAUUAAUCAAACUACUAACGCUACACAGUGAAUUUAGGGAUUUUCAAGGCCCCUGGAGCUCUGGAGCCUCAGGAUAGUUGCCAGCUUUGCCCCUCUAAUUACUUGUAAACAUUUGCUCAUAAAAUAAGAAGCUCAUUUCUGACACAACAAAGGUUUCAUUGUCCCUUGAAAGAACUAUGGAAAAACCACACUGCAGCCUUUUUUUUUUAAGGCUGUCACAAGCAUCUUUGCUGUUGAGUCGUCAAGAUGAACAGAAUCGGCAGUUUUCAGGCACAUGCGCAGGGAGUUGCAAUGGGAUUUAUAUUUUAAUAUAGUCUUCGGGGCUGUAAUGUAACAACGAUGUAUUAGUCAUUUCAGCCAUCAUAUCAAUAUGAUCCAUGUGGACUGAAGAAAUCAUAUUGUGGAACACAAUGAUGAGGAUUAAAGGCCAUGUCAUUUGAAAGUUAAGCAUCUGGGUAUUGUCUCAUUAGUGUUGUUGUUUACUGUUUCUGGGGCAGAUUUUGGAAUAGUGCAGCCAUCUUGCUGUGAAUGUUAGUGACACAAAAGCCUUCUCUGGCAAGAGGCAAAUAUAAAUGGUAUCCAUGUAUAUCUGUGUACAUACCUGCUCAUCUAUAUCACUGUUAAUAUACACGUAUUGUUCUGAAUUGUACUGAAAUCAGGUGUCAAAAAUAUUAAAUGAAAUAUUCUCUUGUAUAUUUGCUCAGUGACGUUCUGUAAGGGAAAGAGCUGAUCUUGCGACUCAGUGAUAUACAGUAGUGUUCCAUGUGUCUAAGCAGCUUGUUCAGGCCGUAGGCUCGGAUGGGAUGAACAAGGAUGAAGGGUUAGAGAAGCAUACAAGGACACAUUUAGAUUUACUCGAAUGGUCACGGUUCAAAGGCCACCAUUGCCUUAAGUGUGUUUUGAGUGUACAGUAUCUGUAUGUCUGUGUGUGCACAUGUGUGUGUGUCCUUCAUACAUUUACUAUGUAAAUACAUGAGUCACUUCUGUUUGAGGCGAAGCUGGAGAUGAAAGCAUUUGGCAAUACUGUUUCUCCAUCCAUGGAAAAGAACAUGGGCAAUGGCAAGCACUCUUGAUACUGACAUAUUCAGUGUUGGCUUGACAUUGUCUAAUGUCUCUGGGUAAAAGGUGAUGAAACAGGUCUUAUUGCUACUAUUGUACUUUCUAAAAAAGUGAGAACUUUGAGAAAAUAAUCUGUGAAAAAUGUUCAGUGUGGUUUUCUUGGCUGCUUUUCAUGUGUCUUGACUAGUACGUUUGUGCUGCUAUGACGCUGUAAGGCCUUAGGUGUUUACUCGUGGUUUGGAAUGUGUAGUUUUCCCUUCUGGUUUAUGCUCUAGAUGGAGGAGGUUCAACGGGUCUACCUCCCUUAUGACAAGGCAGAUUCAUUGCUAUCAUGAUUGUUGUCACAGCCACUAUUCAUUGCUUCUGACUUGGCAGACAGAAUAGGUGUGCUACCUAUCUCUGCAUUUGUAUACUCUGUAUGGAAAAUGUGUGUGAAUCUGUGUGUCAGAGAAAGAGACACAAUCAUCAAAAUCAUCAAGUACAGGCAGAUUUUGUGGCAUUUGUUGUAUGUGAUGUUUGAGAUUUUAUGAUAGCUUCUGUGGCUUAUGAAAUUAAUGAUCCUCAUGUCUGACAGAUGCACAUUUUGUGUUUCUAUCUCUCUCUCUCUAUAUCUCUCUCUCUCUCUCACACACACACACACACACACACACACGCACAAAACAGCUUUAAAUGUGUAUGUACAACUGGGUGAUUAUCCAGUUGGUAGUGAUUUGCUUUUGCUUUUUGUGUAAUGUUAUUCAAUUCUAAUAAAGUCUCUGUCAAAUUGUACCAAA
This is a messenger RNA of Seriola aureovittata, 9022 nucleotides long. It is a transcript of the gene cckbrb, whose product is annotated as cholecystokinin B receptor b. NCBI's taxonomy places the organism in Eukaryota, Metazoa, Chordata, Actinopteri, Carangiformes, Carangidae. Gene Ontology annotation, molecular function: neuropeptide receptor activity; gastrin receptor activity. Gene Ontology annotation, cellular component: membrane. The transcript is spliced from 5 exons. The record is from RefSeq and is a predicted model, not a curated record. Gene Ontology annotation, biological process: neuropeptide signaling pathway. Bases 317 to 1654 code for a protein of 445 amino acids.